Molecule: messenger RNA, 2110 nt
Organism: Numida meleagris (helmeted guineafowl)
Lineage: Eukaryota; Metazoa; Chordata; Aves; Galliformes; Numididae
Product: AP-1 complex subunit mu-2-like
Biological process (GO): vesicle-mediated transport; intracellular protein transport
Cellular component (GO): clathrin-coated vesicle; clathrin adaptor complex
Molecular function (GO): clathrin-cargo adaptor activity
Source: RefSeq, a predicted model, not a curated record
GUUUUCUCGGAGUACUUCAAGGAGCUGGAGGAGGAGAGCGUGCGGGACAACUUCGUCACCGUCUACGAGCUGCUGGACGAGCUGAUGGACUUCGGCUUCCCGCAGACCACCGACAGCAAAAUCCUACAGGAGUACAUCACGCAGGAGGGCACCAAGCUGGAGACGGGGCGAGGACGCGUCCCCCCCACGGUGACCAACGCGGUGUCGUGGCGCUCCGAGGGCAUCAAGUACAAAAAGAACGAGGUCUUCAUCGACGUCGUCGAGGCCGUCAACCUGCUGGUGGGGCGGGGGGCACCCAACCCCCCCCCCCCAGGGGGCACCAACAAAUCGGUGGAGCUGGAGGACGUGAAGUUUCACCAGUGCGUGCGGCUGUCGCGCUUCGACAACGACCGCACCAUCUCGUUCAUCCCGCCCGACGGCGACUUCGAGCUGAUGUCCUACCGCCUCAGCACCGCCGCCAAGCCGCUCAUCUGGAUCGAGUCCGUCAUCGAGCGCUUCUCACACAGCCGCGUCGAGAUCCUCGUCAAGGUCGGCGUGGGGGGGGCACGGGGGGAGGGCACGGGGAGGGCACGGGGAGGGCACGGGGAGGGCGUGCUCAGGGCCAGGUCAUGGCGAAGUGAGGUCAUGGCGAAGUGAAGUCAUGGCAAAGUGAGGUCAUAUCGCGGUGAGAUGACGUCAUGGUGAGGUCAUGCCAUCGUGAGACCACGAUGAGGACGAGACCAUGACAUGGUGAGGUCGUGUUGUAGUGAGGUCGUGUUGUAGUGAGGUCACGUCACGGUGAGGUCACGCCAUGGUGAGACCACGAUGAGGAUGAGACCAUGGCAUGGUGAGGUCGUGUUGUAGCGAGGUCACGUCACAGUGAGGUCACGCCAUGGUGAGACCACGAUGAGGAUGAGACCAUGACGUGGUGACAUCGUGUUGUAGUGAGGUCAUGUUGUAGUGAGGUCACGUCACGGUGAGGUCACGCCAUGGUGAGACCACGAUGAGGAUGAGACCAUGGCGUGGUGACGUCGUGCUGUAGCGAGGUCACGUCACGGUGAGGUCAUGCCAUGGUGAGACCACGAUGAGGAUGAGACCAUGGCAUGGUGAGGUCGUGUUGUAGCGAGGUCACGUCACGGUGAGGUCACGCCAUGGUGAGACCACGAUGAGGAUGAGACCAUGACGUGGUGACGUCGUGUUGUAGUGAGGUCGUGUUGUAGUGAGGUCACGUCACGGUGAGGUCAUGCCAUGGUGAGACCACGAUGAGAAUGAGACCACGGCGUGGUGAGGUCGUGUUGUAGUGAAGUCACGUCACGGUGAGGUCACAUCGUGGUGAGAUCAUGCCAUGGUGAGGUCAUGACGUGGUGAGGUCAUGCCCCGGAGACACCACAUCGCGGUGAUGUCACAUCGUGGUGACGUCGCAUCGUGGUGCGGUCACGUCACGACGUGGUCACGUCGCCAUAAGGUCACGUCGCAGUGAGAUCAGGUCACAACGAAGUCACGUCAUGGUGACAUCACGUCAAGGUGAGGUCGCGUCAUGGUGAGGUCAUACCACAGUGAGGUCACGUCCCAGUGAGGUCACGUGAGGUCACCUUUUGGUGAGGUCACGGCAUGGUGAGGUCACAUCACCAUGAGGUCACAUCACCAUGAGAUCACGUCGUGAUGAGGUCACGUCCUGGUGAGACCACAUCGCAGUGAGGUCACGGUGACAUCACAGUCAGGGAUGAUGUCACAUUGUGUUGACGUCACACCAGGGUGAGGUCAUGGUCAUGGAGGGAUCACGGUCAUGGUGAGGUCAUGGUCAUGGUGAGGUCAUGGUCAUGGUGAGGCCACGGUCGUGGUGAGGUCAUGGUCAUGGUGAGGUCACGGUCAUGGUGAGGUCACGGUCAUGGUGAGGUCAUGGUCAUGGUGAGGCCACGGUCAUGGUGAGGCCACGGUCAUGGUGAGGUCACGGUCAUGGUGAGGUCAUGGUCAUGGAGGGAUCACGGUCAUGGUGAGGUCAUGGUCAUGGUGAGGCCACGGUCAUGGUGAGGCCACGGUCAUGGUGAGGUCAUGGUCAUGGUGAGGCCACAGUCAUGGUGAGGCCACGGUCAUGGUGAGGUCAUGGUCGUGGUGAGGUCAUGGUCAUGGU